Pseudogymnoascus destructans is the source of this 399-nucleotide messenger RNA. RefSeq lists its product as uncharacterized. Lineage: Eukaryota; Fungi; Ascomycota; Leotiomycetes; Thelebolales; Thelebolaceae. The coding region runs from base 1 to 399 and encodes 132 amino acids. The transcript is spliced from 4 exons. The record is from RefSeq and is a predicted model, not a curated record.
AUGAAGGUGUUCAGCUUCCCGUUUCUUUCUCCCAUCCUUUGUCACGGACUUCGCCACCCAGUACCACCGACUCUGAAACUGCUCUUCAGCGCAAACUUAACACUGGGCAUCCCCGUUGACGUCGGACUCACAACGUUUGGGGAGAAGUUGAUCGUGCCCAUCACCGACGGAGCAUUUUCAGGACCGGGACUUAAUGGCGAAGUUACCAUCGGUCUGGUUACGUCCCUGACGGGUUCCCAGGGCACACAGCGUGCCGACCUACCAAUAAUUCCUUAUGUGGAGAUCCUGUUUGAGACUGGCAGUAGCAAGUAUGGCUGGCUCAACAAUGUCACUGCAUGGGCAACUGGUACGGAAUCCGACGGCCUGCUUUCGUUGAACUUUUGGAAGGUAUCGGCGUAA